Molecule: messenger RNA, 861 nt
Organism: Capronia epimyces CBS 606.96
Lineage: Eukaryota; Fungi; Ascomycota; Eurotiomycetes; Chaetothyriales; Herpotrichiellaceae
Exons: 3
Coding region: 1-861 (286 amino acids)
Source: RefSeq, a predicted model, not a curated record
AUGGACGCUGAUUACAUCAAGUAUCGAACGCUAGAAGUCGCAUAUGCUCUCAAAUUCCCCGAGCCUCGAGCCCUGAGCGGCGACAAGAGCCAACUUGAAUGGUCCAUCCGCCAAAUCGGCAUCUAUCAGAAAUAUGACACAACCAUCAAGCAGAGUACGUGGAUCCUGGUCUUUCCCAACCGGGAGAGUACAACUAGGGACGAUUUGGCUCGCAAGUUGGAUCCGCAGCGAGGAGAAUACCCCAACCCUAUCCUGGACCAUCCCCUGUCGAUCCAUCUGUUUCUGUUCGCGGAACGCGUCCAAAACUGGCGAUUUUACAUUAGCCACUUCGAGAACGAGGUCUGGAAACUGGGAAACUUGACGGUGACGAUUGAUAUCGGGGAUGCAUUGCCUUUUCAAGAGACGUACACGGACCUUUCGACUCUCCACUAUCUGGAAUCACGUCUCGCUCCCUUACGUGCGAUAUUCGCGGCGACGAAGCGACUAGCCGAAGCUCUGGGACGGAUCAAUGAUCAACUUGGGAAAGAGGGACACGUUACGCAGGAGGAGGCCUUCGAGAUGCAAGAGUUGCUGACGAAUCUCAUCUCCCGCAUCCAUGCGUACAGUGACAACAUCGAGUUCAAUCUAUCCAAGAUAUCUCGUAUAACGGAGUUGUUGGCAGGUACAAUCAGUCUGAAAAGCCAACAUACAUCAGAAGACAUGUCCAACAGGAUCUACGACCUCACAAAGUCCGCGUUGGAAGACAGCUCCUCGAUGCGCGUCACUACAUUUACAACUCUGCUAUUCUUGCCUUCGACAUUUGUUGCAGUAUUUAUAAUUCGCCCCCUUCUGUGUCUUCUGUGGAGUAUGUUCUCAGACUGA